AUGCCCUAUGUUGGCGAUGAUGUUCAUCGUGCGACAACAAAACGCAAAUGGGAUCACGACGGCAGUGAAGCUCUCCGAUUCUCGCAUCCCGGCUCCAACGCCGCCGUCUUUCACGUUUUGAACCAACAGACAGGGCUGGAAAGCGCCGCGGACGGCAUAUCCGCGCGCAAGACGCUGCCUCCGACGAAACGACUCCGAGCGAUUCACGACGAUAACGACACCACUACGCACUCUUCACAUUGGCGAAACGCCUCCCCUCGCGAGCUGCUGGUAACGACAUCACAAGGCGCUCAUGAUGCCUGUAAAGGGCCUGUAAAGAUCGGCGGCAUGACCAUUAUGCCUUGCCACGUUUGCCACCGCCGACCGACCAAGAAAUCCGACCUCGACUCCUUCGCCAGAUGUCAAUCGUGCCAGGAACAAACUUGCUUCAUUUGCAUUCGCGAAUGCCGAAGACAAAAGGACCCUCAUACGCCUCCAUUUGGAAAAGAAGAUGAAGAAUAUGUUGAGCAAUCUUUUAAUAUGAACGACGCGGACGAAUGCGACAUGUCUCCAGUUACGAACAUCCACGCGCCACAACACGAUGAUAAUGAACGACGGGACACAUUCAACAAAGGUUCUGCCAAUAGCAGCGCUCAUCACGCCAUGAUAUGUAGCCGCUGCUGUGUUGAAGAAGGCGCCGAAGGCGAAGUCGUCUGCCUGGGCUGUCUAUCCAACAUGGACACGGCAUAA
This is a messenger RNA of Trichoderma gamsii, 729 nucleotides long. RefSeq lists its product as hypothetical. Bases 1 to 729 code for a protein of 242 amino acids. The record is from RefSeq and is a predicted model, not a curated record. Lineage: Eukaryota; Fungi; Ascomycota; Sordariomycetes; Hypocreales; Hypocreaceae. The transcript has a single exon.